This is a messenger RNA of Stylophora pistillata, 2157 nucleotides long. Its product is annotated as cation channel sperm-associated protein 2. Gene Ontology annotation, molecular function: calcium-activated cation channel activity. Gene Ontology annotation, biological process: transmembrane transport; sperm capacitation; flagellated sperm motility. NCBI's taxonomy places the organism in Eukaryota, Metazoa, Cnidaria, Anthozoa, Scleractinia, Pocilloporidae. The record is from RefSeq and is a predicted model, not a curated record. Gene Ontology annotation, cellular component: CatSper complex; membrane.
UCAAAAUUCGCCAUUUUUCCUUCUCCUUUCGGAUGACUGUAAGUAAUCAGUGGAGGUGAAUCUUUGUACAAAAUACUGACCAAAUGAGAAGUACGCAGUAAAAAAGGCCCGUGAAUACUCGAGGUAACGAAGAUGAACGACGAUAUGACCGAUGAGUUGGCCCCAAGAGCGGAGAUCUUCAGAUCAAAGCUCAUCGAGGAUUUUCAGCUUAUCGACAUGAUUGUCAACAGUGGCGGCGCAGAGCCACCAAAAUACUAUUCCAACGAAAUAACAGACGACGAAGUUAUGAAGCAAUUGUUAAGAGAGACUCCCCAAGGCCUGAUCAAGUUUCAAGUGUACUCUAAGAAAGAUGAACAGCGCUUUACAGAUCGUCGUUUAAACCGAGUAAAGAACAAAAAUGCUAUUCCACUUGGACCAUGGGCACACACUGUUAUAGAAGAUCCAAGGAUUCAAAACUUAAUGAUGAUUUUGAUCAUAACAAAUUCUAUCGUAUUGGGAGUCCAAGCUGAAAUAUCCAAAAUUGAGGAUUCCUCACUGCAUGGACUGAAACUUGUGUUACAAAUUUUUGAUUUCUGCACAUUGACCAUUUUUGUACUUGAGAUAAUCCUCAAGUGGAUUGAUGGAUUCUGGACUUUUUGGAAAAAUGGAUGGAACAUUUUUGACUUCAUUGUGACCGUGAUGUCAUUUGUGCCAGAAAUCAUUGAGCUGUCAUCAGGAAAAAAUACAGCAGAAGUGGCUGUCAUUGCUGAAAACUUGCGAGUAUUCAGAAUUUUGCGAUCCUUGAAAAUGGUAUCUAGGUUUGCCCAGCUAAGGAUCAUUGUCCUUACCAUUCUCAAAGCAUUCAAGUCAAUGGCUUUUAUCCUGAUACUGUUGAUGACUUUUAUGUACAUUUUUGCUGUGGCUGGAACAGUCAUGUUUGCUUCAUACUCCAAGUCAGACAGAACAGACCUCAAGUAUAAACAGAGUUUUAGCACCCUUGGUAAUGCCUUGGUCACCCUGUUUCAACUUUUCACCCUGGAUCACUGGUAUGACAUUCUCAGAGAUCUUGUCAAAGUGGUAGACCCCAUCACAGUCAAGAUCUACAUCAUCUUGUGGAUCUGUAUUGGAGCUUUCAUAUUCAGAAAUAUCUUUGCUGGCAUUAUGGUCAUGAACUUCCAGAGCAUAAGAAGUGAUUUUAAUCAACAAGUAAAGGAGCAAACUGAAGCUAUUGAGGCAGAACAAAUGAGAAAUCACUUAGUAGAGGAGCUGGGAAGACAGGACAGAGUGCAAAGCAGAAUAAGACGAAUCAGCAGUGUGGGCAAAGAACUAGGAAAACAGCUAGAAUCUAUGUCAGUGCUAGCAGAGACUGAAGAAGAUGAAGAAGAAAGCUGUGAGACUAGAGACAAUGAGGGAAUUAGAGAUUCCUCCACUCCACCACAGGGAGGAGAAACUAUGCCAAAGCCAGCAUCAAAUGAACCUGAUCCUUUACCCACAUUAGGAGACAAACUUGCUCAAUUGAGGGAGAAGAAGAACAGCUGGGGUCAACAGAGUGGAGCUGACCAGCAUUCAAUACCAGAAUCUCAUGAAGAGUUUGCUCAUGACAAAGCUAGAGACAUGACUAAUGACUGGAUUGCAACAGUUCAAGCUAAUCUGACUGAUCUUAAGAACCACCCUGUGGAGAUACUGUGGCAGAGAGACACGCUGUUCAGAUAUUUCCAGUUAAUGGAAGCCUGGCAAGAGAACCUUGCUGAACGACAGCAGCUGAUUCCCAUGGCUGGCCAGGCCUUACUCAAGCUCCAUGAUACUUGAUCACAAAUGAAGCCUUUGAAAAUGAGCCUGAUUUAAUCAGGACUGUUCCUUCGGACAGAGACUGUUCAAAUUUAAACAUUAUGUAUCAGUUUAAAAUGUAUUGUGUUGUCUUUAACCCAUUGUGCUGGUUGUAGAACAUUUAGAUAACACGUCACAAUACACAAGUCUGGGACAUUAUCAAGCUUCAAGUUAUUCUCGUGGGGUUUUGUGUUUCUACUAAAAGUUGAGAGUAUAUUUAGGGUUCCACGUUCUGAUCGGAAGAGUUUUAGCGAUAAAAUUAUUUUUGCUACUUUAUGAAGAUUUAUCUUCUCCAGUUUUAUGAGGUUAAUUCAAAUGAUGUUGGCAAGGUUUACAGAAAAACAGUAAUUG